Ceratitis capitata (Mediterranean fruit fly) is the source of this 1870-nucleotide messenger RNA. RefSeq names its product BTB/POZ domain-containing protein 3. The transcript is spliced from 3 exons. Bases 1 to 1827 code for a protein of 608 amino acids. Gene Ontology annotation, cellular component: P-body; cytosol. Gene Ontology annotation, molecular function: protein binding. NCBI's taxonomy places the organism in Eukaryota, Metazoa, Arthropoda, Insecta, Diptera, Tephritidae. Gene Ontology annotation, biological process: neurogenesis. The record is from RefSeq and is a predicted model, not a curated record.
AUGGAAUUGGACUGGCAGAAUGGUUUCCAAUUUAUAAAAGAGCGUGGGUUGCAUUUACUCCAGUCAGAAAAGUGGUCAGAUUGUCGUUUUCUGGUAGGGACACCACCAAAUCAACGUAUAUUAGCUGGACAUAAAUUGAUUUUAGCAAUGUCUUCACCCGUGUUUGAGCGUAUGUUUUAUGGUAAUCUCCCUGAUGAGAGUGAUCCCAUUUUAAUACCCGAUGUUCAACCAGAUGCUUUUCAAGCAAUGAUGGAGUAUAUUUACUCGGAUCGCGUUAGCAUAAGCUCUUUCGAUAAGGCGUGUGAGUUAUGUUAUGUAGCAAAAAAAUAUAUGUUACCUUAUGUCGUUGAGCAAUGUACGCAUUUUCUCUGGGCUGAUUUAAGCCCCAAAAAUGCUUGCCGUGCAUAUGAGUUUGCUAAGUUAUUUGACGAACCUCGCCUAAUGCAAAGUAGUAUGAGUAUUAUAGCAGCUAAUACACGAGAUGUGCUAGCAGAUCCCGGCUUUGCGGAUAUAGAGAUGUCAACCUUAAUGGCUAUUCUUGAUCAAGAUCGGUUAAAUAUUACUUCAGAGUUAGAUCUUUUUAACGCCUUGGUGAAAUUUGCUUCAGAACGUGGGUUAUUUGUAGAAAAUGAUCGUGUGCACAUGCUAAAAACAGGAUCACUUAAUAAAACUUUAAGCCAACAUUCGUUAGACAUAGAAAGUGAUCAUUCAGAAGUAGUGGAGAUUAAAAUGGAGCCAGAUGUUUCCAGCAUUGUGCAUCAGCAAGAAACAGCAUUCGAUUCUCAAAUAGUAGAUGAUGUAGUUGUUUUAGAUAGUGAAACGUCAAGCACCUACAAUGAAAAGGAAGGUAUGCAAAAAACAUCAACUUCGCAAUCGGAGUCAAGUAUGUCCACUUCUUUUUCUUGUGCCAAUAACGAAGUUGACGAAGCACUUAUUCGUCAAGCAGUGCAGAAAAUUCGGUUUUUAACACUCACUCCGCAACAAUUUGCAGAAGGACCAGCACGUUCUAAGCUGCUUAAACAAGACGAAGCCCUUGCUAUUCUCAUUAAAAUUUCCAGUCCUACUAUAAAUGAUUGUCCAAUGCCGGAUGGCUUUUGUAAUUUAAGAACAAGUCGGGAAUAUUAUGAAUCACGAAGCCGUAGAGAAUUAACGUCUUAUCGUCAUUCUGAUUCAUCAAAUGCUCCUGCUCCAACAACUUUUGAACCAUUUAGAACAAUUAUGGGAAACUCAACAUCCAACAUAACUACAAGCCCUCAGACAUCUUCCUUUAAUCUCAGUACUUUACAGGAUAAUAAUGAUGCUGAUUUAACUACAAAUGAUACUCGGCGUUCCUAUUGCGUCCGAACACUUAAUCAACAAUUUGACUACAGAAAUACUAGUGUAACUGAUUGUGGGCUCACCUUUCAAGUGGAUAGUAACAUAUGGAUUACAGGAGUUCAAGUUCCAACUCAGGUGCUUUGUGGGGAGCUUAUGAAUUCAGCGGGAUUUUCUGAGAGAUACACGGAAAUACUGUACGCGCAUAUUCAAGACAUACAGGGAUCAAGGCUCACAUAUACACACUGCACGUCACGUGUUCGAUAUGAUUCUUUACUGGAAAUAACCUUCGAUCGUCCAGUAUAUGUUUACCGUAAUUUAAUAUAUAAAGUAUACGUAGUUUUUAACAAAGUCGGCUGGUAUCCAAUGUAUACAUGUGUCCCGGAUGUUGUCUGCAAUAGAGUUAAGUUUAUGUUCAAUGUAGGUAACCCCAGCGAGUCAGUGAGAGACGGCUUAAUCCGAGCAAUUGUUUUCUCAACACCCCAAGAACAAUCAAGAUGUGGUAUGGAAUAAAUCCAUUUGCUUUUAAAUAUAACUGUAACUACUUGUUCUGAAA